Talaromyces stipitatus ATCC 10500 is the source of this 732-nucleotide messenger RNA. RefSeq lists its product as uncharacterized. Gene Ontology annotation, molecular function: glycosyltransferase activity. Bases 1 to 732 code for a protein of 243 amino acids. The record is from RefSeq and is a predicted model, not a curated record. Gene Ontology annotation, biological process: protein N-linked glycosylation. NCBI's taxonomy places the organism in Eukaryota, Fungi, Ascomycota, Eurotiomycetes, Eurotiales, Trichocomaceae. Gene Ontology annotation, cellular component: Golgi membrane. The transcript is spliced from 2 exons.
AUGGUGUACGGCAACAACUCGAUUUACGAGAAAGCUAUAAAUACGCACAGGGUACACAGUCGUCGCUUUGGCUACCCUCAUUUUAUUUUGCGAAAACCGAUUUUGGAUGGGGUCUGGAAUAAAUACGCCAUUCUACUCUCUGUACUGUUACAGGAAUUGGAGAAACCGCCGGAGCGGCGUUUACAAUGGCUAUUCUGGACCGAUGUCGACACGGUACUCAUAAACCCUAACCUACCGCUGGAGACAUUUCUACCUCCACCCCACGUCUUAAAUGCCCACCUGCUACUCACAAAAGAUUGGAAUGGCAUGAAUAACGGGGUCUUUCCUAUCCGCGUCCAUCCCUGGUCAGUUGAGCUGCUGUCAGCCGCGAUAGCAUAUCCAAUUAUGAAUACAGACGUGGAGCUCUUCUGGCCAGAUCAGUCUGCUUUGGCCAACAUACUAGACACAAAUGAUUAUUUCGCCAAAUCCGUCGUUUACUGCCCACUUCGGUGGUUCAACGCGUAUAUGGGGCUGGCCAAUGGAGAAGGGCUCAAUCCCAAAUCACCUCAGCAUCUACAAGUACAUCGAGGGGAUCUACUUGUUCACUUUCCUGGGACACCGCGUGGGAGUUUAGAAGAAACGAUGGGACCUUAUCUCGCUAUAGCCGAAUCCCACCGAGAAGACUGGGAAUUGCCUCUAGAACAGACUGACUAUGUACGAGAGACAGAAGUCUUUUGGCAGGAAUAUCAGUAG